ACACUAGCAGUAUAUAUUGACCACCUGAUCAUCAUUACCAUGGCGUUUUACUUGGCUUCUCCGACACCUUUCUUCCUAGCAUCACCCUCAUCAACCUUGCCAACCAACAAACUAACCAUAUCUACGUCUUGUAGUGGAAUUAUAAAUCCAAAUCAUUUGAAGUUCAAACUUAAUGUUGUCAAAAACAGAGCCUCAGGAGGAAGAACAACUGGGAAAGUUGAAGAAAAUAGUUGUGGUCAUGAUUUAUUCGGCGGAAAAUUGGUGCAGGGGAAGCUUAUUUUCCAGCAAAACUUCUUGAUUAAAUCAUAUGAGUUAGGCCCGGAUUCUAAAAUCUCCAUUGGAGCCUUAAUCAAUCUUUUACAGGAAUCAGCACUGAACCACUUCAUAAGCGCGGGGCUGGUGGCGGAAGGUUUCGGUUCUACGCCGGCGAUGUGCCUAAAAAAUCUGAUUUGGGUUGUCUACAAGAUGCAGAUUGUGGUUGAUAGCUACCCUUCAUGGAGUGAUGUUGUUCAAGUAGACACAUGGACUUGUGCAUCAGGAAGAUACGGCGUGCGCCGUGACUGGCUAGGCCGUGAUUACAAGACAGGAAAAACUCUGUUUCGAGCUGUGAGGUUAGCUAGAAAAGAAGAAAUUGUGUAUGUGAUGAUGAAUAAGAAGACAAGGAAAUUAUCCAAGUUCAUUGAGGAAACUAGAGAAGAAACAAAGGCAGUGUUUAUGGAGUGUGAUCCAAUAAUCAUUGAUGAUGGUAGAAAGCUAAGGGACUUGGAUUUUGACACUGCAGAUUAUGUAAUAACAGAUUUGUCGCCUAACUGGACGGAUUUGGAUGUCAAUCAACAUGUGAACCAUGUCAAAUAUAUCAAGUGGAUCCUCGAGAGUGCUCCUGACUCAAUAUUAGAGACUCAAAAGUUGUGCGCAUUGAAGUUGGAGUUUCGAAAGGAGUGUGGAAAGAACAGUUUGGUGCAGUCUUUAUCUGCCAUCUCCAGAGAAGCUGAAGGGAUUGAGUUAGAACACACUCUUCGUCUUCAAAAUGGCGCAAGAAUUUUGAGGGGAAGAACUCUUUGGAUGCCAAGAAACUGA
Messenger RNA from Humulus lupulus (European hop), 1077 nucleotides. RefSeq names its product palmitoyl-acyl carrier protein thioesterase, chloroplastic-like. The transcript has 7 exons. Gene Ontology annotation, molecular function: fatty acyl-[ACP] hydrolase activity; acyl carrier activity. Lineage: Eukaryota; Viridiplantae; Streptophyta; Magnoliopsida; Rosales; Cannabaceae. The record is from RefSeq and is a predicted model, not a curated record. Bases 40 to 1077 code for a protein of 345 amino acids. Gene Ontology annotation, biological process: fatty acid biosynthetic process.